AUGGCACGCCUGCUCUGCCACCUCGUACACAAGCCUAUGUUCUUCAGGCUCCGGACGAAGGAGCAGCUCGGGUAUGCCGUCACGGGCGCAACGCACGGCCUCCUCGUCAAGAUGCAGUUCCCGCGGCUGCCGUGGGUGGUCGAAGGCCGCGUCGACACCUUCCUUGCCGGCUGCCGGGACACGCUGGGCGUGCGUUCUGGGCGCUGGUCCACGCAGGCGACUGCGAUGAGCGCUGACAUCCAUCCUUUCCUUUCCAACCGCACCCUGCUCGCCGCCGCGCACAGCCGACACGAACACUGA
Molecule: messenger RNA, 300 nt
Organism: Epithele typhae
Lineage: Eukaryota; Fungi; Basidiomycota; Agaricomycetes; Polyporales; Epitheliaceae
Exons: 2
Coding region: 1-300 (99 amino acids)
Source: RefSeq, a predicted model, not a curated record